Messenger RNA from Penicillium brevicompactum, 873 nucleotides. RefSeq lists its product as uncharacterized. The transcript has a single exon. Bases 1 to 873 code for a protein of 290 amino acids. The record is from RefSeq and is a predicted model, not a curated record. Lineage: Eukaryota; Fungi; Ascomycota; Eurotiomycetes; Eurotiales; Aspergillaceae.
AUGUCCGCCAGACUACCUACCCUUCGGAUAUUUUGGCGUCAAUGCCUGGGAACCCCUGCACGCUCUGGCUUUCAGACAAAUAUAAAAUCAUCAUGGCGCUACUUCAACUCUAGUGCACCUCACAGCAAGGCCAAAGGUGUACCCCGGACCAUUGAUUCCGCAUGGCAGUCCUCGAACCCGCAGGGCAACAAGAAUCCCCGGGCGCUUGCAAAGCUUCAAGCAACAGUACUACAAAGCGGAGAAGUGCUUUUGUUCAAGGCCCCUUCUCAUCGCGCAUAUGUCCUAACCGCGUUUGGCUUGUCCGGGUUCUGCUUCGCCUACUCUCUUUACAACUCCAACGCAACUUUCCGAGAUCCCAUUGUCCCACUCCCAAUGUGGCAGAAGUCUCUUUUCGGUGGUAUUUGUAUUGUGAUGAGUGUCAUGGGCACACUAUUCAUCACUCGCACCGGAUCUCUGGUGAGGCAUAUCAAGGCCGUGAACUCUGAUGGGCGCAUGCGCGUACUUUUCUCAGUCAGAAGUCUGAUGCCAUUCAAGAAGCCUUACCAAAUCGAUGUGGCACCUGGCGAUAUUUCCUUCAAGCGCAAGUUGACCGUGUCUCCGGAAACCGCCAAGCGAUAUGAAUUGGACAGCAAGAGACUUGGCCGUGGCCUGCAGGAACCCCCGCGCUUUUUCAAGUCUCCUGUCAGCGCAAUGAGCUACCAGCUCUGGAGAACAUUCCAGUCUAUGCGUCAAGUCUUCACAAAUGAGGACUUCAUCAUCGUCCAGGUUGCAGGGCGCAAGUCCCAGCUCCGUUUGGACUCCAACGGAUAUGUGUCGAAUGAUCUCUUGCACUUUGGGCGUAUGGUGAAUAUGAAGAUGCCGUUUACUAACUAA